AUGACAGAUGAGUUUCUGUUUCAAGACAAUAAGAACCAUACUGUCUGUAUAAAUCCAACAAAAGGAACUUUAAACGAGAAACCUAUAAAUGAACUUCUUUUGAAAACGGAUGUUGACAACAAAGCUGACAAAGAAUAUGUCAUUGAAAAAGUUCAAGAAGAACAUGACAGAGCAGAUGCAACAUAUGCAACGAAAGAACAUACUCAUCCUGAACUAGCGGACAAAACAUAUGUUGACAAUAAAAUGUCAAGUGAAGUGACAAGAGCUGAAAACGAAUAUUCUAAAAAGACUCAUACACAUUCUAUAUCUGAAAUAACAGACUUACAAGAAACCUUAAACAGUAAAAGUGCCGUUGGACAUACACAUACCAUUGCAAAUAUUACAAACUUACAAGAAACCUUAAACAGGAAAAGUGACGUUGGACAUACACAUACCAUUGCAAAUAUUACAAACUUACAAGAAACCUUAAACAGGAAAAGUGACGUUGGACAUACACAUACAUCUUCUGAAAUAACAGACUUAAACGUUAGCCUUGAAAAGAAAGCAGAUAAAACAUAUGUCAAUGAAAUAUACCAAAGUUUGAUAGGAACAACGAAAAAUAUUGAAACUAUUGUUUGGUGA
Molecule: messenger RNA, 621 nt
Organism: Trichomonas vaginalis G3
Lineage: Eukaryota; Parabasalia; Trichomonadida; Trichomonadidae
Product: phage tail repeat-like family
Exons: 1
Coding region: 1-621 (206 amino acids)
Source: RefSeq, a predicted model, not a curated record